CUUAAAUUUAUUUCAUAAGAAUGUAAAUAUUUAUAAAAACGCAUUUUUAAAAUAAAUACAAUAGCUUAUGCGGAUAUUAUUUAUAAAACACAAAUACUAAUUACCAUUUUUGUGGCUUCAUGUUUAAAUGAAUUAGUAUGAACAAGUAAUAGAUAAAAUGGUAAACUUUGGACUUGUUAUAAUUAAAAUCCAACCAACAGUUAACUAAUAUCAGAAGAAUAGAGUUAAUACAGCCUGUGCUUACUGCACAGCACCACUUAAUGCCUUAAAGUCAACUACUUAAGUAUUCCAGCUACUGAUCCAAAAUGCCUAAAGCACAAUGGUUGAAUCAAUACUUGAAAUCAGCUCCGGUUAGAAAUGGAUUUGAUAAAGUCUUACGAAAUGUUAAUAUAUUGCAAGCUGAUCAAGGUAGUUGUGUUGCCACUGUUAAAGUAACAAAAGAUGAUGUCAAUCCACUAGGAGCAUUACACGGAGGGUUUUCAGCUAGAUUAUUGAUUCAAUUUCUCAUAGUGGGCUGUUAACACACAAAGAUUGGCCAAAUAUAAGUGUUUCUGUUAAUCUUAAUAUACUGUACAUGAUGAUGAGUUGAUUAAAGCUGGCAAGUCCUUUGCUUUUCUGGAUAUUGAACUUUGCAAUCUCAAGACUGAUCAACUGCUAGUUAAAGCAGAACAAACUAAGUUUAAAGUUUAAUUUGCUACAUGUUUUAAUACUAUUGGUAAUACUUUUUUGAUAAAUAUUGCAAAAUGAAGAUUUUAUACUGACUCAUUUUCAAGUCUAGUAGAUUUAAUAAACAAACUGUGUCAAAACAAAUGUUUGCUGGAAAUUAACUGUCAGACUUCAAUUUAAACACAUCGUUCGUGAAGUGUAAUUAAAACGUGUUCCAAUUCUAAAUUGUUUAGGUGCCAGUGAUAACGACAAUAAAAAACGAUGCAAGGUUAUGGUGAAGAAGACAAUGCUAGUGUUUUAAAGCAAAUUCAUGAGUAAAUCAAGUAAAUCUUCUGAAUAAUGUCCGAAAUGGAAGGCACACGGCGUGUGCAGAUUAAUAACAGUGCAUUAAGGAUGAUUUAUGCAAUGUCAUUCAUAGAUUUAUUUGCGGUGGGCGUUAUAUUCCCAUUCUUGGGGCCCUAUGUGAAGUCCUUAGGAUGUACAGACACACAAGUAGGAAUUUUUGGCUCAGCAUAUGCUGCUCUACAAGUUAUUUCUGGACCUAUCAUUGGAAGUUGGAGUGAUAUCAGAGGUCGUAAAUCUAUAUUAUUCGUCACAUUGAUGAUAAGCACCGUUCUCUAUUUCCUGAUGGGAUUUUGCACGACUCUUAUAAGUCUUCUUAUCCUCAGACUUUUAUUAGGUAUUUUUAAACAUACGCAAACCCUGAAUAAAGCAAUCAUCACAGACCUAACCGGAAACGACAAACAAUUGAAUAUGGCCGUUUAUGGUCGGUGUACAUCUUUCGCUUCGAUUGGAUUUGUUUUUGGUCCAAUGGUAAGCGGUCAUCUGAGCGAGUUUGAUAAUGCAUUGCAAUAUAUUUGCUCAUUAACCGCUUUUCUCUUUGUAGUAAAUACAAUUUUAGCUUAUUGCUUACCGAAUCUCAAACCGACGUGUUCCCGUCAAAAUCGCACUGCGAGAAAUGAACUGAAAAUAGUCGUCCAGGACCUAAGGGCUGUGAACUGGACAAACCACUGGGGUGCAUUUCUUCUAAAAUUCUUUUAUAUUUUUGUGACGACAAUGUUCUUCUCAACACAACCAUUUUACUUAAGUGAAAUGUUCGACGCUGGUAAACUUGAAGUCGGCUAUGUGAUAUCGCUCGUUUCGCUAGUCGGUGUAAUCUGUGGCUUCUGCAUGUCACGUUUCACAAUACUUUUUUACGGAGUGAAUGAAACCGCCACCCUCCGGACAUAUCACAUGUUUCUCUUGCUGACGAUUUGUUUCAUCGGGUUUUUAAGCGUUCGCAAUAUCUUCGUCUUUGCACUGUUGCUCGUCCCAUUCGGGGUGUGCAAUGCGGUGCUUAGGAUUGUAACAAUGGAGUUGGUUGUCGCAAAGUGUAAGGACCACGAACGCGGAAGUUUAACUGGUGCAUCGGAUAGUAUGAUGUCGUUAGGACGCUUCCUGGCGCCGAUGACGGCCGGAAUUCUCGCAGAUAAAUCGUCGACAGGUGGUGUAAUGCUAUACGCGGCGUUAUUCUCACUGCUCGGGACAGGUGUUGCUUAUCAUUUGUAUGCAAUUGAUAAACUUGAAGCCAAAUAUCAUGGUGAUGGGGACAAGACGGAUUAGCAUGUUUCGUGAAACAAAGUUCCACUAAAUAUAAAUUUAAUGUACAUGAGGG
Molecule: messenger RNA, 2320 nt
Organism: Dalotia coriaria
Lineage: Eukaryota; Metazoa; Arthropoda; Insecta; Coleoptera; Staphylinidae
Product: major facilitator superfamily domain-containing protein 9-like
Exons: 8
Coding region: 1006-2268 (420 amino acids)
Biological process (GO): transmembrane transport
Molecular function (GO): transmembrane transporter activity
Source: RefSeq, a predicted model, not a curated record